UUGGCGUCCAUUUCAUGUUUACUCGUCAAGCAAGUUGUCGUUGCCUUGCUUUUCUCUGAGGAUUAAAACUAGAAACUUUUUUUUCUUGACUUCCGCACUUUUGUGACAUUUAAUGAUGAACUUGCUUUCCUUCUUCCUCCUAGUUGUACAAACACACAGCGUGACGCCUGUGAUUCACACGCUGCAGUAUUUCCACACUGCAUGCUCUCAAGUUCCAAACUUCCCAGAGUAUGUGAGUGUUGGUUAUGUUGAUGAAGUUGAGGUGAGUUACUAUGACAGCAACAUCAGGAAAGCAGAAUCCAAACAGGACUGGAUGAACAAAAUCACAGCAGAGGAUCCAAACUACUGGCAGAUAGAAACAGAGAACAAUGUUGUUAAUGAACAUGUCUUCAAAGACAACAUUGAAAGACUUAAGAAGCGUUUCAACCAAACUGGAGGUGUUCACACUUACCAGAGGAUGUCAGGAUGUGAAUGGAAUGAUGAGACUGAUGAAGUUAAAGGUUGGUUUCAGUUCAGUUAUGAUGGAGAAGAUUUCAUAUCGUUGGACAUGAAGACAUGGACAUAUACUGCAGCAAAACAACAAGCUUUCCCCUCCAAACUCAAGUGGGACCAGGACAUAUUUCUACUAGACUACAAUAAGUAUUAUUUCACUGAGCGUUGUCCUUCUUACUUGAAGAAGUAUGUGGAGUAUGGGAAGAAGGUCCUAAUGAGAACAGAGCUUCCAAAGGUGUUCCUCCUCCAGAAGACGGCAUCCUCUCCGGUCAUCUGCAUGGCGACAGGUUUCUACCCCGACCGAGCCGACUUGUUUUGGAGGAAAGACGGCGAGCAGAUCUUCGAGGACGUGGAGCACGGAGAGCUGCUCCCCAACCACGACGGAACCUUCCAGAUGUCGGUGGAGCUGAAAGUGGAGGUGACGGCCGAGGUGGAGGGCAAGUACGAAUGUGUGUUCCAGCUGUCUGGCGUCAAGGAGGACCUGGUCACCAAGCUGGAGAGAAGAAGCAUCCUGAGCAACGCAAGCCAUGAAGCAGCUGUCAAACAAAUCAAUCAUACCAUACCAACAGGCAACGUGAGCGUCACUGCCACGCUGGCGGUCCUCGCUGUGGUGGUCCUCCUGGCGGCCCCCAUCAUCUUCAUCAUCAAGCGUCGCCCAAGCAGACAAGCCCAAUACCAUCCAGCUGCUGGUGACGGUGGUAACGAGCUCUCAGAGAGACGUGAAGGCUGAAGGCUGAGUGACACACAGCACAGUGAGGACUUUGCUUUUUCACGCACCUCCAAAUGUUCUUCUGACUUUGUGUGAAGAUGAUGUUCACUCUGCCACAUGCUAACAUCUGCACCUGCUUUUGUUGGGAAUGUGCUGAGUCAUCUUCUUCCUCCAGGAUGCUUUGUGCACUGGAACACAGAGAGAUGUCUCCAUCGCUGAGGGACCUCAUCACACUUGGACUUUUCUUUCACAUCUGCACUAAUUGCUCCUCGUCUUACACCAUGUCUUCUUUGGCUGUUUAUGGCUGAGAAAACACCUUCAAUCUGCAUUUGUCAACAAUAUUUUGUCAGAUGUUGAUCUUUGUGUCCAUGUAGUUGUGAUGUCAUCAUUUGGGGCUCAUGUGUCAUCACAUUGACAAGGAUUUCUUCUUUCCUUUUCAAACCAAUAGACAGCUGCUUAUCAGUGAAUAUCACCUUGUGUCACAUCUCAUUAUUAUUUUUAACAAUAUUUUGGAACAAUAGUACCAUUUUUAACUACUUUUGAAUGUUAAUGUUGAUUGUUUUUGAUGUAACAUUUAUGGGGAUAGGUUGAUUGGCAACACUAAAUUGGCCCUAGUGUGUGAAUGUUGUCUGUCUAUCUGUGUUGGCCCUGCGAUAUGGUGGCGACUUGUCCAGGGUGUACCCCGCCUUCCGCCCGAUUGUAGCUGAGAUAGGCGCCAGCGCCCCCCGCGUCCCCGAAAGGGAAUAAGCGGUAGAAAAUGGAUGGAUAAAAUUAUGAGAACUGCUGCCCAGUUGUUUUAUCUUCUUUUCUGAUGACAUUAGUCUCAUUUGCAAUGCAGUUGCACUUCCAAGACCAUUAGAUGGCAGCACUGUAUAACUAUUUAUGCUAUGUUGUCCAACUAGAAAGUAGCUUUUUUUUAUCAGGAAAUUAAUUUGUUAGGUUGCGCCCUACAAGGUGUCAAUACUGUAAGAAUAGUUCUCAUUACACAAAACUGUAAAAUUCUAACUAUAAUCUUAGUUGUUGUUUACUUUACCAAAUUCCAAGGUGUUGAAAUCGCCAUGUAAAAUCGCUCAUGUAAAUAGUAGCCUGUCUUUGGCAAAUCCUAUGUAAAUUAGCAAUAAGCUAGCGCAUUUUGGAAGAGUGUCGCAUUACUUUUACGUUUGCGCGUUUUUUUAUUAAGCACUGUGUUGGUGUUGAAAAUGGCAACAUGACUUAGAGGGAGUUUGGCUGAGUCCGGCCUGAGUGCUGCUUGAGUGAUUGUUUACGUGAGCCCGUGUUUAGUCUGAAAGCAGACAUGACCAGUCUGAAACCGGACAUGACGUCACAUGCAACAAAGGUAUCGAACUAUGGCACCGUUUGAUUUUACAUGAAUUGAUAGUACUGAGGGAAUUGGGUCAUCACCUACAAAAGUACUGAAUUGGGUAGCCAACCCUACCAGUUAGUGUGACGGAGGGGGACAGUGACACAAGAUUUUUAUGACAAAGCGUUGACAAUUAUUUAUAUUUUUUGAAAAUAUUUGCUGUUUUUUCCGUUCCUUUUUGCAUAGUCCUAUUUUUGCUUGAUUGCCAAACAUGCCGAGGAUGUCAUUUGGGAAGUAAACAAGGUAGGCCGUUCAUAUACUCUUGAUAUUCAGUGUUUUAUGUGUACAAUGUUUCAUGUACAUUCUGGGGGUUUUAUUCAGUAAAAACUUGUCAAAUACAA
This is a messenger RNA of Nerophis ophidion (straightnose pipefish), 2902 nucleotides long. RefSeq names its product major histocompatibility complex class I-related gene protein-like. Bases 113 to 1222 code for a protein of 369 amino acids. NCBI's taxonomy places the organism in Eukaryota, Metazoa, Chordata, Actinopteri, Syngnathiformes, Syngnathidae. The record is from RefSeq and is a predicted model, not a curated record. Gene Ontology annotation, biological process: immune response. The transcript is spliced from 7 exons. Gene Ontology annotation, cellular component: external side of plasma membrane.